AUGACAACAUUUAUAAUUCAGAAGCUUGAUUGGCCCUAUCCAACGUAUUUGGAAAUUCAACCACGAUUUGCCAAUCAAUUUUUUUUUCCCUUGAGCACAUCGUAUGUGUCAAAGCUUGACUUAAUUGCAUCAGUAGAAGUGGACAUCCCAGAUGAUUGUCAUUCAAGUGAUCGGUGGGGAGUGGCUAUAUUUGUUGCCUUAGAAGCUCAAGUUCCACAAGAUUUAAAGGAAAUGCAUGAAGAUGCUGGUUUUGGCCCUUUUGGGCUCAAAUUGAUGCGCUUGUAUUGGAGCUUUGACGUCAAAGAUGGCCCCUCCUUAUCGUUGUCCUCUUUUUCAACAGCAAAUAAUAACCUUUACCUAUUUACAAUGAUUGUGAGUGGUGAUUAUAUAUACAUUCAACGACAUCACAGAUGGAAUAACAAGUUCAAUCGAUAUCUCUUUAGCAAGCAUAGAAAGCCAGAGUUUAAGGAUAAAAAUAUGCUAUGCUUUGAAGUAAAAGUGGAAGGGCGCAAGAUAAGGAAGUGUGAGUGGUGUUUGUUGCACAAAGAAGAUAGUCUUGAAGCCCUGCAAAACAUCAACAAUAUUGAACUUGUUGACACAAAGAAACCUUCAGAUUUUGAGCAUUCUAGUGGUGUGAACAAAUCGAGCAUGGAUGAAAUUAAGGAAGAGGAUUCUAAUACUUCAAAUGAGGAGAAUAUAGAGAGAUCCAAUGCUAACUUCUCAUUGGGGAAAAUGUGUCACAAUAUUAUACACACACUUGGUUUUAGUGUGUUAGUUUUGUUGUCAAUAAAAAUAGGGGCUACCCUUUUCCUUUCACAUGGGCAGGGUUUGGGCUACACCCUUAAUGACAAAUGA
Messenger RNA from Abrus precatorius (Indian licorice), 855 nucleotides. RefSeq lists its product as uncharacterized. The record is from RefSeq and is a predicted model, not a curated record. NCBI's taxonomy places the organism in Eukaryota, Viridiplantae, Streptophyta, Magnoliopsida, Fabales, Fabaceae. The transcript has 3 exons. The coding region runs from base 1 to 855 and encodes 284 amino acids.